This is a messenger RNA of Tilletiopsis washingtonensis, 3477 nucleotides long. RefSeq lists its product as hypothetical. Bases 131 to 3253 code for a protein of 1040 amino acids. NCBI's taxonomy places the organism in Eukaryota, Fungi, Basidiomycota, Exobasidiomycetes, Entylomatales. The transcript is spliced from 10 exons. The record is from RefSeq and is a predicted model, not a curated record.
CUUUCGCACACACCCUCUCAGCCCCUGUCUUCCAGCUGCCGUCUGACCUCUGCGAGCGCACGGGCGCCGCCGCGCACAGCCGUGUGAGUCGAGCCGCGUUGCGGCUUGGACGUGUCGUGUGGCUGGCGGCAUGGCAUGGCGCAGCGCGGAGAAUUGCAUCGGGACGUGCAGCAGCAUCAAGACGGCACAGCCUCGUGCAGGUGUUGGACUCGCGGCGAGGGUCCAUGCGCGGGGCGGGGUGGAGGCGACGACGACAGCGACGCAUGCCUCGCACCUCUCCACGCUGACAACUGCCCAGCGCAACCCGCAGCGUCACCUCAACAGCGCCAUGGCGCAAGCCAUCGAGCGCGCCUCGACGAGCGACCUGGGCCGCAGCACGCACAGCUCGUCGUCGGAAGAGGCCGAGCUGUACCUCAGCGCCUGCUCCGACGUGCCCGUCGAGCUCGUCGACAUCGAGCCGGCGCUCAUCGAGGAUGGCGGCCUCGAGGCCGUCGAGGAUGCCUUUGGCGUGCACGACGUGCUGGCCGACGCAGAGAUGCCCGAGCCGCCGCCGCCGCCGCCGCCGCCGCCGGCCUACAUGCUCGAGCCCGAGGCUGUGCCUGGCCCGUCCUACAUGCUAGACAGCACCUCGGGCGGCCAGCUCGAAAGCAACAUCUUCUUCCACCAGGUCCAGGACGCAAUCGAGGCGGCGCAGGCAGCUGCGGAGCCGUCGCUCGCGGCACUGCCUCGCGAGUCGCGCCCCGGCACGAGCGACGAGAGCACCAGCCGGCCGGCGGCGUCAGAGAGCGACUCGAGCACGGAGAGCAGCCUGCUGAGCGCCAGCUCCCAGAGCGAGGAUCAGGGCUCGACACUGCUGCGCAACUCGACGGGUCAGAUGAGCGUACAGUCGGCCGAGGACAGCGGCGUGGUGAGCGACGGCGAUGGAGAGGCAUACGAGAGCGGAAACGACUCGCCGUGGACGCGUCGCUACGCUAACGACGAUGCCGAGGCGUUUCUGGAGGAGGUCAGCGAGCCUGAAGAGUACGAAACGGAGAGCGACGACCUCUCGACCCCGCCGCCGGAGACCCACCCUCGUCACCGGGCCGGCCGUGCAGGCACGCCGUGGCGCAAGCUCGACAAGGUGCCGUCGUCCGAGGAGCUGCACACUGCACCGCGCGGCAAGACGCGUGGCCUAUCGCCUGGCCAGGAGUCGUGGUCGAUCAAUUACAUCAGCGCCGAGCUGCUGCAGCUCAUCGUCGACCAGCUCGGACCCGACGCGCUCUUUCCCCCGACCGAGAAUCGUCUGCUGCCGGGCGGGCCCUACGUCGGCCAUCCGGCGCCCAAGGAUGUCUACCAGCAGCGACGCAUCUUUGAUCUCUUCCGCUGGCGCUCCUGGUUCCUCGGACUGCGUCAGCUGUCGAAGCGUUUCGCAUCGGCCGUGUUUCAGUCGAGCUCGUCGUGGAUGACGUUCAUCCAGCUCGUCUGCCGCACGGAUCUGGGCAAUCAGCCCGGCUCGCCGUUCCAGCUGGCGCGCCUCGUGCUGAGGCACACGUGCUGCGUCGUGUGCUUGGUUCCCGGCCAGUUCAUCCCGGACAGAGGCUACAUGUCCAAGCCGGUCUUCACCCUCUCGCUCGGAACAGUGCCGAUGUGUCCGAUGCACGCACGCCUGUGCACCGCUCCCGGCCCUCGCAAGUGGCUGUCGUGCCACGACUGCCUGCUCAUCGAGACGGACUCCCGUGGCAUGUCGAUCUGCUUCGACCACAUCGCGUUUCCCCUCUCCAAGAAGAUGGACGCCAACCUGUGCUCCGACUGUCGUCAGGACCAGCUGGAGCUCCAGCUCAUGAGCAAGUCAGUGCCAGCAAGCGUGCGCUCGCCCAGACGCGUCCUGACCCUGCUCGGUGGCAGAUACGGCCAGCGGCCGCUGCACCAGACGGCCUACUGCGAGUCCCUCGAGGUGUAUGCGUACAUGUGGGAGGGCGCACGCACAGCUGUGUACGCAGCGCGCAAGGCCAUGGAACACUUCUGGCUCUCGAGCCUCUGGCACUUCAAGCACUGGCGCGACGUCGCCACUAAGCAGGAGCUCGCGUCUCGCGCCCGGACGCGCCUGAACCGAGCUCGCCUCAGCAGCGCGCUGAUGCCGUCCAUGCUCGCGUACGUCGAAGAGGAGUCGGACGACGAGGAAACGGCCGAGGCCGCGUGGAACGAUCCAGAGGUCAGAGAGACUGCGCGUCGCCAGUGCCUCUCCUUCCACGGUCGAGACAAGUUCCUCAAUGGUCUCUGGUUCUCCGAGGAUGAGCUGUCCGAGAUGCCGCUCAAGCCGCUGGUGGUGUCCGGUCCGCUGCUUCUGCCAUCCCUGCCCAUCGAUGAGGGACUGUACGGGCCGGGCAUGCCUACCGGUCACGUCGAGCGCGACGCACAGGGCCGUCUUGUGCGCCAGUGGCACUUAUCGGCGCCCAGUCGUGAGCUGCGCACCAAGGCGGACAUCCUCUGGACCGAUGAGGUGCUGCCACACUUCCUCGGCCUGCCGCUGCACAAUAUCGCACGCCACCUGCAGCAGGAGCACGGACAGAAAGCCUCCGACUUCGCCGCGCGCACGACGGUGCAGGGCCUGCUCGUUCUGCUGCGCCACAAGCCGUUCUGGCACCGCAACAAGAAGGCCAAGAAGGGCUUCGCCACGGCGCCAGCGAAGCAGGACGAGGAGCCCGUCCUCCCGGCUCUGCCGUUCAGCUACUCGGAUGUCGGCAUCGCCACAUGCGCCGUCAUCGAGGAAAUCUGGACCGCCGAGUCGGCCUUCCUGAGCGAGUGCGCCUGCGGCAUCUGUCUGCGCCAGAAGCGCAAGCGCGAGACGGGCGACGACGGCAAGGCCAACCGCAGCGGCACGGCGCCGGCUGCAGCUCAGGUCGAGCAGAAGAAGAAUGACGGCGUCGACGCGCCGGCUCCCGACUCGCGCGAGGCGACGGAGUGGGAGGAUGCGAUGGGCGGCGACACGCCGGACAACUGGAGCAACCUCACCGACGCCGAGGAGGAAGUGCAGCCUCGCGUCAGCACGCGUGAGAAGAGCAAGACGGAGCUCUUCAUGCGCCUCAUCAACAAUUGCGACGCGUACGGCGAGGAGCAAGAGUUCAACUUCUACGAGGAGGGCGAAGAGACGGAGUCGGAGGAGGAGGACGACGACGACGACGACGACAACAUGUCCGACACGGCGCGUAAGGCCCAGGAGGCGCGUGCCCGCAGCUGCGCCGAGGCGCUCGGCGCCGAUUACCUUCGCGAGUGAGCGACGACGCAGCUCGCGUCCCAUUCACGGCUCAAGACAGCCACAUUCCCGCGUCACCUGCUUCGACUUCGCAUCGUGUACAUCACCAUCCAGCUCACCGCCGCGGCCAUCGACCACCUCAGUCACCCUAUCCCCUCAUGUAGCCUUCCGCGCAGGCGCGGCCGCGACGCGCCCCUUCCAGGCCGUCGCGGCGAGAGCGCCGCCAAUCCCGAUCCAGCGUGACC